This is a messenger RNA of Hippopotamus amphibius kiboko, 411 nucleotides long. RefSeq names its product Purkinje cell protein 2 (gene PCP2). The record is from RefSeq and is a predicted model, not a curated record. Lineage: Eukaryota; Metazoa; Chordata; Mammalia; Artiodactyla; Hippopotamidae. Gene Ontology annotation, molecular function: guanyl-nucleotide exchange factor activity; protein binding. The transcript is spliced from 4 exons. Bases 1 to 411 code for a protein of 136 amino acids.
AUGAUGGAUCAGGAAGAGAAGGAGGAUGGGGGCUCAGCCUCCUGUGACAAGGCGGGCUCCCCUGACCAGGAGGGCUUCUUCAAUCUGCUGAGCCACGUGCAGGGCGGCCGUAUGGAGGAGCAGCGCUGCCUGCUGCAGGCGGGGCCCGGCCCGGCCUCCGAGAGCCAGAGUGGCCCUGCACCCGAGAUGGACAGUCUCAUGGACAUGCUGGCCAGUACCCAGGGCCGCCGCAUGGAUGACCAGCGCGUGACAGUCAGUGCCCUGCCUGGCUUCCAGCCUGUGGGCCCCAAGGACGGAGUGCAGAAACGAGCCGGGACCCUCAGCCCUCAACCGCUCCUCACCCCUCAGGACCCAGCUGCCCUGAGCUUCCGUCGGAACAGCAGCCCCCAGCCCCAGACACAAGCCCCCUGA